Messenger RNA from Solanum tuberosum (potato), 642 nucleotides. Its product is annotated as transcription repressor OFP13-like. The transcript has a single exon. The coding region runs from base 1 to 642 and encodes 213 amino acids. Gene Ontology annotation, biological process: negative regulation of DNA-templated transcription. NCBI's taxonomy places the organism in Eukaryota, Viridiplantae, Streptophyta, Magnoliopsida, Solanales, Solanaceae. The record is from RefSeq and is a predicted model, not a curated record.
AUGGUUGAUGAAGUCAUUGAAGGUCUAAAAAUUGAGAAAAAGAGGUUUUUUUUCAAAGCAGAUGAAAAAACCAGUUCAAUUCUUGAUGUGUCAUCAUCAAAAUUAUCAAAAAGUACUAGUAGUAAGAGGCUUGAGUUUUCACCAUUUAAUGAAUCAUGCGUUAUACCACAUAUGAAUUCGAUUGAUGCUUAUGGGGAAACAAGUACUAGGUCAAUUCUUAAAGGGUCAUCAUCAAGAUUGUCAAAUAAUGAUAGUAGUAACAUGGUCGAGUCUCUACCAUUUAACGACUCAUGUGUUAUAAUGCCUGGUGUUAUGAGGGUAACUUUGACGGAUCCUUAUGGAUAUAUCAAGAAAUAUAUGGAAACAAUGGUUGAAGAAAAUCAAGGGAUUAAAGAUUGGAAGGAGUCUCUUAAAGAGAUAUGUGCUUGGUAUUUGGAGAAUAAUUAUAAUGAUAAAAACAUUCAUAAGUUUAUUAUUGGUGCAUUUUGUGAUUUGUGGAUGAGCUAUUCUGGUACUUCAACAACAAAUACUCCAUUUGGAUUUAGUACUAGUGAACCUCCUAGUCCUUAUUUUAUGUCUUUGAUAGAAGCUGAGGCUGAUCAAAUUAUUGCAGCGUCGUCAACAUCCAAUGUAAUUUCAUAA